AUGCCUCCAAGUCAAGCUCCUCCAAGUCAAGCUCCUCCAAGUCAAGCUCCUCCAAGUCAAGCUCCUCCAAGUCAAGCUCCUACAAGUCAACCAUUUGAUUCGUUUGCAACUGCGCAGCCGUACGUGAGCUCUCCAAUUACGUCGCCAGCUACGCCCCAUCAGAUGCAAAGUGCUGUUCCACCUCCGCCUCCUAAGAUACCUCAAGAAUAUUCAAGCCCACCUGUGGGGCCCUAUUUCCCCACACAAGGCCCAGAGCCACCAAACAUGGGCUUUUACGGGUUCCAACCAUCUGUUCUGAUGAACUUUGACCCCAAUCCAUCUCAAGCCAGCUCUUCGGCUUUGGGCUAUGGCUCGCCUUCUGGCUGGGAGCAUCUUGGUCAAAAUACCGACUUUGACGACGCAGCUUGGUUUCCAGAUCGUGUACACCAUCAUCAGGAGACGGUCCAUCCCAAUGAGACGGCCCAAUCACCCCCUGUGUAUUCAACUGGAAUGCCUAGUUCCCCUUCUGGUCAUGUUCCACAGGCAAACGCAGCUCAGCAAGCCCCGGUCCAUCCCCAAGGGACGUUUCAAUCGCCUGUGUACUCAACUGGAUCGCCGAAUCAUGGGAUGCCGAGUCCCCCAGUUGGGCAUAUCUCGCAUGUUAAUACGGCUCAACAAGCUCCAGUGGGCGCAAUAUAUGGCUCUCCACAUGUGCAGAGACAUGGUUCUCUGUCACCUGUCAGCUCUGCUCCAACGCAAGGGGUACAUACCCCACCUCCCGCUCGAACCGACAGUGUAGUGUCUGGAAUUUCUUUCUCGGGGCAGUCAGAGAGAACAGAGAGCAUCGAUCAUGUCAUUGAUUCAUUGGUUCAGCCACCCGAGAAGCCUUUUCAACCAGAUUUUGCCAAUAGUUCACCUCAUCCUGAUCCCGUCGCUCAAAACAGAAGUAGCACGGUUGAACCACUGAAUAUCGUUCAAUCUCCUGUCCAGGGUAUCCAACCUGUUCAUGAGACCUUGCCAGCAGCAACAUCUUCUCCAAAGACAGAAGACCUGGUGGCGAAAGUAUCAGAUCCAUAUGAGGAUCUAGAUCCUUGGUUCAAAUCCUCCCUUACGCGCUAUGUCGCGAUGCUCCGAAAGGAAGCGGUGGCUGAUUCGGACGAAGAGCGUUAUAAAAUCUUUACAGCUUUCACGGCAAAAGAAAUCAAACUUCGAGAGAUUCUUUACAAUAUCGAACCGGAGCCUCCACUCUCUGUCAAAGUACCACCCAUUCAUAUCUCAGAGCCAUCACCAGUGUCUCGAUUCUCUUCUAGCCUUUCUGAGGAGAGCAAGGUGCCUAUAGAAUCCGGCUUAAUUCCUGUGGAAACGGAAGAAAGUCCUUCAUUAACCGAUGAAAAUCAAAAUAUGGAAGAUGUGGACGAUGCCGGGAGUGACUACAGUUCUGGAGGGCGACCCAUUAUACGCAAGCAAGCUGAAGGGGCACAAUGGCACCCCGAUCUUUCUAAUCUUUCACGUGAAGAUAAUACGGGCCAUUCAUCUCAGACUUCAUCGAUGCGUUUGGAUGAGAAGGCUCCCGAACCCAUUACAUCAAGUCCUCCGCGACCGAUCUAUACGCCCUUCCAAUACACUGAAGGGCCCCAGCGUGGCUCAGACAAUCUCACAUUUGACCGGCCAGCAUAUCAGGCCUAUUCAGAUCUCCGUCAAGCGUCAAACGGGCGUGUCCUAGCGAGUGGUCCACCCUCUAUAGCUCAGACAAAAUCUGCCACAUUGACUGUUUCCCCUCUCCCAAAUGACCACGAUGAGACUUUUCUUGGCAUAAUUCGGCAUAAGAGCAGUGCCUAUCGGUCAAAUGAUUGCCGCAACACAACACCACUUCCAUUGUUACCCGAGGCUCUUAAAAUGGGUCGAUCGGGUAACUUAGUUGAGGAUCUGCGCGCUAUGGUUUUGACACCCUUGGACAAGCAGUCUGAGAGUUCAUGGCAUAAAACAACCCGUGAAAGUAUUGGAAAAUAUCCUGAUGAUUUCUCGUACAUUCAAAAUACGAACAAUGAUUGGGAAGUCGCUACUAAAGCCCACAGGCACAAGAUAGAUCAGGAUCGUACAGCGCGACAGGAGGAUUCAGAGGCCCAAAUCGACGAUCUCUUUAACGCAAAGGAGAUUGGUUAUGGAGAUAUUAAUACUCUGGAAGAAGACUUUAGGCAAAGUGAAGCUCGUAUUCAACUCGAUGAGGAGCGGCAUGAAAUGGACGACUUCAUCAAGCAUGUUUUCAAUCCUCUGGACGAGCGACUGAACGAUGAAAUUUCUGCUCUUCGCAAAUCCUACGAUUCUGCUCUCAGUCAACUUGACCGAGAUCGACAGAGGAAGAGCUCCCCUAUCGAGCAAUGCAGUCCAUCCAUCACAAUGAAGUUGAUCAAUGAUAUCCACGGCAAACUAGAGCUUCGGUUCCAGAAACGACUGGAAAUCGCAUUAGACUGCGAGCGGCGCCGCAAGAAGGCUGAGCGCCGUCCAAUGGUGUUUAUGGGUGACAAGGCCGGCUUAAUAAAGUUAGAUGGUGACUUUGACCGAAUGGAGAAACGAAACAUAUUAGAGGCAGCCAAGGACCACGAUUACCGAGCGAACCGGUUGAUGGACUCGUUCGACGAUGCAAUCUUGCACGGACUUGGUAUAAACCAGAGUCUGAUGGACGAUCUUGAAGCGAAAAUCGCCCGGCUAGACGCCACUAGCAUACAUGCAAGCAGACUUUCAAAUUCUGAGAUGGAGCAGAUACUCAAGUCUGCGACAAAGUUUGCUGCAUUGCUUUGUGCUGAUUCAGAGGCUAUCCUCCGUGGCUCGGGAGUUGCAGAGAUGGCCCUCAACAAUGCUGACUACAAUGUCUCAGUUGCCGAAGCGCGCUAUGCUGAUUCAGAGCCGGAUAUUUUCACUCGUCUUGAGGCUGAAAAGAAGAAAGAGGAUACUCUUCUCCAGCGUGAUCUGCACUCCAAGCUACAAAGCAUCCAAAAAGCUCCGAGAGAGAUUGAUAUUGCCGUUCAAUCCCUACUCCGGGGCCUAGAUGAUGCGAUUUCUUCGCCACAGAGCUCUCACUCGCCACUGGAACUGCCGCUAGAACUUCGUUCUGCCACGGCCCCUCCUAUUCAAAGUCAAAGUCAGGGUCAGAGUCCGCCUCCCAAGUCACAAACUCCCGACCUCAAAACAGAGCAUCAGGAACGACUGCGCAAAGCUUUGGAAGAUGCGAAGAAACGCAAUGCAGCCAAAGACGACCAAUAA
Molecule: messenger RNA, 3240 nt
Organism: Penicillium taxi
Lineage: Eukaryota; Fungi; Ascomycota; Eurotiomycetes; Eurotiales; Aspergillaceae
Exons: 2
Coding region: 1-3240 (1079 amino acids)
Source: RefSeq, a predicted model, not a curated record